UUGCAAUAGGAAUACAUGCCCUCCAACAUGGAUCCGGGGCAGAGAAAAGUUCCGUGCCUCUUUUUUAUGGUGCUGACCAUGCCUCUCCUAACGUUUACAGUUUUUUUACAGGAACAAAAAGCAUCUAGUUUUUUGAAAAAUAGGAUAAGAAGGGCGAAUUCAUUUUCUGAAGAGUGGUUUAAGCCAGGAUCUGUGGAGAGAGAGUGCAAUGAAGAGCUCUGCUCCUAUGAAGAAGCCUUGGAGAUAUUUAAGGAUGAACGAAGGACGAAACAAUUUUGGGAGACGUACACAGAUAAGGAUGAAUGCAUCUCCAACCCAUGCCAAAAUGGGGGAACUUGCAUAGAUGAUCACCACUCCUACACCUGCAGUUGCCCCCCAGCUUAUGAAGGACGAAACUGUGACAAAGAUAAAAAUGAUGAGUUUCGCUGUGUAAAUAAAAAUGGAAACUGUGAGCAUUUUUGCCAUGACAAUACAACUACAGGACGGAAGUGCUCAUGUGCAGAGGGGUACACUCUAGGAGAGGAUCAAUUAUCAUGUAAACCUGCAGUUAAAUAUCCAUGUGGAAAAAUACCUGUAUUAAGAAAAGCAAAGAAUUUAUUACGAAUUGUUGGAGGGGAAAUAUGUCCAAAAGGGCACUGUCCUUGGCAGGCAGCACUUUUUCAAGACAAAAAAUUCAUUUGUGGCGGAUCUUUGGUUGCACCAAUUUGGAUAAUCACUGCAGCUCACUGUGUAAGGACAGCAAAUAGAAAGCAGCUAACUGUGGUUCUUGGUGAACAUCAACUGAGCGAGAUAGAAGGAACAGAGCAAGAACGCAAUGUUUCUGAAAUCAUAGUGCACGCAAAAUAUGUUGGAAGAAGUUUAAAUUAUGACAACGAUAUUGCACUGCUCAAGCUGGAUCUACCAGUGAACUAUACGGACUAUGUGGUUCCUUUAUGUUUACCUGAUAAAGUGUUGUCUGCUAAUGAGCUCCUUAGAGUUAGAUAUUCAACAGUGAGUGGCUGGGGUCGGCUUUUAGAGGGUGGUGCCACACCUGAUUUUCUGCGCCGUGUGCUGAUGCCCAGAGUGUUAUCACAGGAUUGCAUUCAGCAGACCAAAGUGAAUAUUACACAGAAUAUGUUUUGUGCAGGAUUUAAAAAUGGUACAAAGGAUGCAUGUAAAGGUGAUAGCGGAGGGCCACAUGCUUCUCAUUAUAAGGAUACCUAUUUCCUAACUGGUAUAGUCAGCUGGGGAUUGGGAUGUGCUCAGCCAGAGAAAUAUGGUGUUUAUACAAGACUAUCAAUGUAUAUUGACUGGUUAAAGGAUCAUAUGAAUAAGAAUUCAUCUGAAAUAAACAUUACUUUAUAGGUAUGCCAACAGCCUUAUAUUUUUAGAAGCAUCUUUAAUAUAAUUUUCAGAGAGACAGAAACACCAAGAGAUGUUAUGAUCAUACGUAAGCAAAUACUAAGAUAUUUUAUAUUCUUGCCUGUUGCUACUGAAGAAUUUGUGAGUUGUCAGCAAUGUUUUUAAUGACAAUUGUAGA
Molecule: messenger RNA, 1519 nt
Organism: Pelobates fuscus (common spadefoot toad)
Lineage: Eukaryota; Metazoa; Chordata; Amphibia; Anura; Pelobatidae
Gene: F7
Product: coagulation factor VII
Exons: 8
Coding region: 16-1344 (442 amino acids)
Biological process (GO): proteolysis; blood coagulation
Cellular component (GO): extracellular region
Molecular function (GO): calcium ion binding; serine-type endopeptidase activity
Source: RefSeq, a predicted model, not a curated record